Molecule: messenger RNA, 1507 nt
Organism: Ooceraea biroi (clonal raider ant)
Lineage: Eukaryota; Metazoa; Arthropoda; Insecta; Hymenoptera; Formicidae
Source: RefSeq, a predicted model, not a curated record
AUCGCUGACUGCCUCUAGUCGAUAUAGUCAGUUGACAUUCAAACGAGAAGUGGAGCAGAUGUAGAUAUUAUAACUGCAAAUGUUAAUUUUGUGAUAAAUAGAUUACAAGUGUUUCUACUUUCUUCAUUUAUUCUUUAUUCGUUAUUUAAAUACUUAUAAAUAUGUCACGAAAACCUAAUGGAAAGCACCGUAGACAUACUAUGAGAGAGAAAUUCUCAAGUACACCACUUCACAAUGUACCUUUAAAACAAUUUAACAUAUCAUUAUCUAGGAUUGAUACAGGUUCUUCAUCAAACGAAGAUAUACGUAAUUGGAAAUUACAGCAACAGUCACAGAUUUCAGAGAAGCAAAAGAAAAGCUCAAAAACAAAUAAGAAAACGAUAAAAAGGAAUAAGCGAGUUAUAUCUCAAUCGAAAGUCACUGAAUGGGUAACCGAAUCGGAAGAAUCCAUCAAUGAAUUUUUAAGUUCACAAGAAUCCAAAUCCGAUGGUGCUUCGAUGUGCAUUAAUUUAUUUGAAAGCUCGCGUACUCCGGAAAAAACUCGAGAUGCACCGAUCAGGUUCGAAGAAAUUCUACAGAAAUCACCGAUUAUACAGUCCUCUAAAAGAUCGCGUUCAGUUUCAAAAGAGAUUAUCAUACGACAAGACCAGUUGCUGCCGGUGCAUGUACCAUCAGCAGACCAACGAAAUUGUUUAGAUACGGACGAGGAUGAGCUGGUAUUCCAUCAUGAAACCAAUUUGAAAACUUACUCUUCCGCACAUAAACGAAAGAGAAGCUUAGGAACCUUGGAACUAAAAUUUGGAGAUUAUAUGUAUCCUGUGCAAGGCUCAACAUUGAUAAGCGAUCAGCUUUGGAAUCAAUUUAUUGAAAAACAUUAUGGGAAGUCAUCACAUUAUUGGGCACCACUUUCCUCGCCAAAACCUGUCUUCAAAAAGAUAGAAAUUCCUCCGACUCCGAUUCCUCGGAGCAAAGAUUCGCGAAAAUGCUGUUCGUCCCGACGCAAGUCUGAACAUAAAAUCCAAUUAAAAAAAGGCGGACAAAUUCGUAAGAGAAGCAAAGUGAAACGGAAGAAGGAAAUGUUAAUAUUGCCAUCGGCACGAAGACAAAAAGGUGAUACUGAUGUGUAUGAUCAAUCCGAUGAGACAGAUAUUGAGUUUGAAACUAGCGGCAAAGGUAAUAAACAUAUGUCUCUUUCGGAAUUUUGUCACAAGCAAAAUGGGAAUAAAGUUCCCAAUAUAAUAUCUUUAACAUCUUCAGAGUCGGAUGCCGAAUAAAUCAGAGUUUAUGUAAUUAUUACUCUAUUUAUACAUUUUGUAUACACUUUUCAUGUAUCAAUUUACAUGUAUCAAUUUACAUUUGUUGUUGGAAUCAGUUUAUUGAAAAACAUUACGAAAAGAUAUCUCAUUAUUUAGAACCACUCUCUACGCGAGAACAUGUGUUCCAAAAGUUUGAAACCGAUUUAAUUCCUCCGAACAUUCAAUUCAUAAAAGACACGGAAUUCACAAGA